UACGAUGGACAUCAAGUCCCUGUCCGAGGUGCAGAAGCAGAUCUUCACAAAUCUGAUCGAGAAGUUGAUCGCGCGCAAUAAGUUCCCUCCGAGCGAAGCCGAGGACGUGCAGAAGCUGCUGGAGAACGUGCGCGAUGCGAAAAAUUUCCACAAGAUCAUGGAAAAGCUAAAGGAAUGCGGACAGCUGGACGUCGACAUUGAGGAAAACUUUCGCGAAGAGAAUGGCAUUUUCCUAAAAGAUACGGCGAAAAAACUCGGACCCGGCGGGCAAACGCUCACACCGCGCCACACGAUCGACGCAAUAUUAGGUUUGAAUAAUUGUGACAAUGGAGGAGACUCUAGCGAUGCAACCGAUCUCAGUGCGUCUCCCCUGAGCCAGAUCAAACUCUGCGAUCAGCAGCAAAUGAUGGCCAAAGCACAGCUACCCGUUACGUAUAGCCUUGGCAGUCCCUCGAGUCCGGACAAGUAUCAGCAACAGUUAGCCAAUUACCAGAGCCACAUCAAGUCACUGGACCUCGUUGCGGCUGCCUCUCUCGACGCUUCCUCGCCCCAGGGUGCGCUCCAUCAUCAGCUUCCCUCGCAUCACCAUCUUCAUCACCAUCACAAUCAUCAGCAUCCGUCGACCGUACCUCAUCUUCAUCAGCAUCCUGCCCACCAUCAGCACCAUGCACACAAUCACCUUCAGCAGCAUUUACAUCAGCAGCAGCAGCAGCAACAGCAGCAGCAUCAUCUGACCCAUCCCCACCAAUUGCCUUCGCCGACGCAUCAGCCCCAGCACCAGCUCUCACUGCACCAUGCACAGCAUCCUGCCCUGAACCAGCAGCCACCCCAUCCGUCCCUAGCCGAGCUCGAGUACAUGAAGACGCUCAAGGAGACGAACAAAUACUUCAUCGAUCGCAACUAUCGAUCUGCCGCCUCGCUGGGUUACGGAGGUGGGCGUGGAGGUACGGAAGGUCCCCCAGACGAUGGAACUACCGUGAGUGGUGCAACCGGUGGUGGUGGUGGAGGCGAGUACGAGGAGGACCUUUCAUCCCCAACCAGCGCAGGUAGUGGCAAUGGCAGUGGGAGUCUGAAGCGCAAAUACGAUCGUACGAGAGACGGCGAGGAUCGGACCGGGGCGGGAGCAAAUGGCGGAAAUGGUGACGGCGGCGUCCUGCUGCCGGACGGCACCGAAAGCAAUCCGACGUCCGACAGCUCCAUUAACAAAUAUAAUAAGCUGCAUGAGUCAGCCGAUAAAUCAAUUAGGGCUAAUAGUUUCGAUUAUAUGAAAAAUUUCGACGAGCUCCGGGCCCGACAGGCAGCGGCCUACGAAGCGGAACAGCAGCAUCAUCAUCAUCAGCAGCAGCAGCAGCAGCAUCACCACCACCACCAACAGCUUCAGGUUCUUCAUCAGCAGCAACAGACACAACAACAACAACACCUUUCGCAAUCACAACAUCCGCAACAGACAUCACCAUCGUCGGGGCAGCACGGUUCCUCGGCAGGAGGCAACCCAGGGAACCCAGACGAGUACAAUGCGCACCGACAGUCAGCGGACAGUGGCGCAGACAAGGGCACAGACGACGGUGGCGUAAGUUACGCGUCCAGCGAAGAGCUGAACCAAACAACGUCCAGCGAGCAGGGCGAAAAGGUGGGCUCCGGCAGUGAUGAUGAAGGGGGAGAUGAUAAUUGUUCGAAAAAGAAGCAUCGUCGAAAUCGGACCACUUUCACCACCUACCAGCUGCACGAACUGGAACGAGCCUUCGAAAAGAGCCACUAUCCCGAUGUGUACUCGCGCGAGGAGUUGGCGAUGAAAGUCAAUUUGCCGGAAGUACGAGUACAGGUUUGGUUUCAAAAUCGACGUGCAAAAUGGCGUCGCCAGGAGAAGUCGGAAAGCCUGAGGCUAGGGUUGUCCCACUUCUCGCAGCUUCCUCACCGACUUUCCUGCAACGGUGGCAACCUUCCGGUCGAUCCGUGGCUGUCUCCACCCCUGCUAUCGGCACUACCAGGGUUCCUGUCGCACCCGCAAGGAGUCUAUCCGAGCUACUUGACGCCUCCGCUUAGCCUCAACCCGUCCAACCUUGGCAUGACUAAUCUGGGCCUGGGCCACCCGAACGGUCCACAGAACCUGCGCAUCUCCCCACAAAGUAUGGCCGCCAUGUCCCCCCAGAUGGCAGCCGGAAACAUGCGCCUUUCGCCACCGCACGUUAACGGAUCCCUCGGGGGCCCUCAGAACCUCUCGAUGCCACAUCAGCCGGGUCCACACGGUCCACAACCUCCAACGCCACGCCAUUCACCGCUCGAAGGUCCGAUGGGAAGUUUAGCCGGAUCACAACCUCCACCAUUACCACCUACCGCAGGAUCGACCCCCAUAACCAUACCGAUUUCAUCGCCCCAAAAUCUUUCCCUUACUCCGCCCGGGCUACGCUCCCCUCCACCCGGUGCAACGACAGCCUCCUCGCAGGCACAUCUGCAAUCGCUCAGCCCAAACUCACCCUCACCGACGGGACUAAAGAUUGCCAAGCUGACCCCGAUUGAUCCCGGCUCGGAAAGCGAUACUCCUGCAACAGCCGACACCUCGAAAGCGGCACCGGCUACGGCGUCGACCACAUCAGCUGCGGCACUCAACAUGACCGUUAACCAUCACCACUCGUCGGAUAUGCGCACCAACUCGAUUGCGACCUUACGAAUCAAAGCGAAGGAACAUCUGGAAAACUUAAGCAAAGGCAUGACCACGAUGGUGUAA
This is a messenger RNA of Anopheles maculipalpis, 2725 nucleotides long. RefSeq names its product retinal homeobox protein Rx. Gene Ontology annotation, molecular function: DNA-binding transcription factor activity, RNA polymerase II-specific; RNA polymerase II cis-regulatory region sequence-specific DNA binding. The record is from RefSeq and is a predicted model, not a curated record. The coding region runs from base 5 to 2725 and encodes 906 amino acids. Gene Ontology annotation, biological process: positive regulation of transcription by RNA polymerase II. The transcript is spliced from 6 exons. NCBI's taxonomy places the organism in Eukaryota, Metazoa, Arthropoda, Insecta, Diptera, Culicidae.